Messenger RNA from Adineta steineri, 2094 nucleotides. Lineage: Eukaryota; Metazoa; Rotifera; Eurotatoria; Adinetida; Adinetidae. The record is from the annotation of a GenBank genome assembly.
AUGUCAUCAUCAUCAUCAUCGGAUAAUAAUCUUUCGAAAUCAUUCGAACCAGCAUCUAUAAAUAAUGCCAUUUCCUUUUCAUCAAAAGUUAAUUCAAAUUCAACAUUUGAUAAAAUAUCAUCAUCAUCAAAAGUAAAUAAACGUUAUUCGUCAAAAUUUAAAAAAGAAUGGCUAUCUUGUCCUAAAUUUUCUACAUUUCUACGUGAAUGUAAAACUGAUCCAAAAAAAGCUUUAUGUAUUACUUGUAAUGUCAAAUUUUCUAUUCAAAACAGCGGAAUAGGUGAUAUAAAUUAUCAUAUUCAAACAAAAAAACAUAAAGAACAUACAAAAUCGGCUGAAACUAAUCUAUCACCAAGAAUUGAUCUAACAUAUAAUAUAACAACAACCGAACUCAAUCGAUUGUCUGCCGUUGAAGGUGCUAUGGUAUUUCAUACAGUUAAACAUUCACACAGUUACAUUUCUCAAGCAUGUACGAUCAAUAUGAUUAGAAAAUGUUUGCCUGAUUCAUCUUUAGCAAAAAACAUUACUUGUGAUAAAACUAAAGCUCGUGAAAUAGCAUGCAAUGUACUUGCGCCAUCACUCACACAUUCUAUUGUUAUUGAACUCCGAAAUGUUUCAUUUUUCUCGGUUUGUCAUGACGCCUCAAACAAAGGAACUGUCAAGAUGCUACCAAUUGUUGUUCAAUUUUUUUCAAAAACCGGCGUAAAACAUGGUGUUCUAGACUUUAUUGAGCAGCAACAUGAAUCAGCUGAUGCAUUAUUUGCUAAUAUAAAAUAUGUAUUAGAAGCAAAUGAAUUAAAACUUAAUCAAUUAGUUUCAAUUGGAUCUGAUAACACCAACGUAAAUGUCGGCAAUCACCACAGUGUAUUUGCUUUAUUCGAAAAGCUCUCACCUGGUUUAAUAAAAGGAACUUGUUAUUCGCACGUUCUUCAUAAUUCUGUAAAACAUGGAAACCAACAUUUGUUAUUUGACAUUGAAACAACAAUACUAAAAAUAUAUUCUCAUUUUUGCAGAUCAUCCGUUCGUGUUCAACAGUUAGCGAACUAUUUUGAUUUUAUUGAACAAGAGCAAAAAGUAAUACUUAAACAUAUUAAAAUAAGAUGGUUGAGUCUUUUAAAAUCUAUUGAACGUCUCAUUGCAAUUCAUCCAGUUGUUAAAAGUUAUUUUUUGAAUCUGGAUAUUGAAGAAUGUCCACAGUUAUUGUUAGAAUUCUUUACAUCGCAUAAAGGUGACUGUACGUUGUACUUUUUGGCAAGCGUUUUACCAGACGUACAAAAUGCAAAUUUGAUAUUACAACGUGAAUAUACAACUGGAGUUAAUAUACAUGACAUUAUCACAAAUUUACUUCUAUUUAUUCGUUCAAUUAUUGAUUAUAUUGAGAAAUAUUACAAUGACUAUAAAUCAUUUUAUCAAUCAAUUUCUGUUUUCGCUGAAGUCGAUAUUGAAAAAAUCGACUGGCGCAGCAUUCAAAAAUGUUCUGCUUUUAUUGUUAAUCAAUCAAUUGAUCAAGAUAAUUUAUAUGAUGAAUUUAACUAUAUUAAAUCUAAGUAUAUCAAUUUGAAAGGAAAGUUCGGUGGAAUUAGUAAUCAAGUGCAAUCAUUUAUUUUAUUAAAUCAAGGUUCAUCAAAAUAUAAUGGAAUAUCAAUUAAUCAUGAAACAAAUCUAUGCGAUGAUUAUGAUUCUAUUCUAGAUAAUCUAGAUAAUACUGAUAUCGAUGAUGAUGAUGAUGAAGCCGAUGCGAAAAUUUAUAAACAUAAAAAAACAAAUAGUUUAACUAGAAGUGAUCAUGCGUGGGCAUUUUUACUCGACGGUGAAUGUGUACCCAAUUUAAAAAAAUUGGUUGAGUUUGUAUUUGCUAUCCCUGGAUCGAAUGCCUUUUGCGAGACAGUAUUUAGCCAUAUGAACUACCUUUGGAAUAGCAGUAGAAACAGAAUGAAACAUGAUUUAGUUGGAGCUGAGUUGAAAAUUAAAAUGAAUACUCAUUUUACUUGCACAGAGUUUUACGAUUUUCUUUUAACUAAACCAGAUAUAUUGAAACAGAUUCGAUCGUCAGAUAAAUACAGCCAUGUUGCAAAAGUUCCACGUAUUGCUUAG